AUGACCUCCCGCAGGUCUCUGGGCGGCGGUCGCGUACUGGGGAGCGGGAGGAACCUGUCGCCCGCUGCGCCACCUCCGCAGCCAACAGCAACUGCACCUGCCCAUCGCCGCAAUGCGAGCCUGCUAUCGCCCUCGGAGAGCUCGGUGUCGCUGAGCUCGCAGACGUCCAUCAGCCCAGCCAGCACCCAUGAGACCCGGGAGGACAUCAGCAGCAAGGUGCUGAUUGGGCCGACUGAAAAUGCGGCGGCGAGCGCGUCCAGUAGACUCGUGUGCCCGAUAUGUAAUGAGGAAAUGGUAACAUUACUCCAACUCAACCGACAUCUCGACGACAACCACCAGAACCUGGUAGUCGAGGAGCAGGAUGAGGUCAAGAACUGGUUCGAGGCGCAGAUGCACAAGGCGAAGAAGUUCCAGCCCCUCGCCGUCCUGAACCAGAAGCUCAAAGGACUCGACGUCUUCGAAUCCAACGAUGCCCCUACGCCCCCUCAAAUCUCCCACUCCGCCAGCAGCUCGACCGCCCACGCUGCCUACGAACCCGCACCCGUGCGCCGAGACCCGGAGGAGGAAGUCACGCGAGCACAUUGGCAGAGGCCGGGAUACCGCGAUGUGUGUUCAGAUCCCGUCUGCGCAAGACCCAUCACCGCAUCACAAAUGGCACUGGGUGGGAAUCAGCCAGCAGUGAACUGCAGGCAGUGUGGAAGGCUGUUCUGCGAGGAACACACUAUGUACCAGAUGAAGCUGUCGCGGCAGGCUAAGCACGACCCCGUCAGAGGCAUCUGGUGUCGAGUGUGUGAGACAUGCUACAAGUCAAGAGACGGCUACAACGACCACCACGGUGUCGAGCGCGACCACUUCGACGACUUCGCCAAGAUCAGACGGAAACGGGUGGACAGGGAGCGCAUGGAGGUUAGCAGGCUUGAGAAGCGCCUUACAAAGUUGACGCAGCUCCUCGCAGACCCACCACCGAUAGAGGAGACACCGACUACCGGGGGCUGGUUCUCCUCACUGGCGGGCGUCAAGAACCAACGGAAGGCUCUGGAGCAAUCCAUCAUCACUUGGCAGGAAGAUGCUAAAGUAUCCAACUGCCCCUUCUGUCAACAGGAAUUUUCGACAUAUACCUUCAGGAGAUCCCAUUGUCGCUUGUGUGGACGCGUAGUAUGCAGCGACCCGAAGACUAGCUGCUCCUCGGAGGUAGGCCUUAAUGUCGACGCCAGCGCGCAAAAGACCGAGAAGGAUGCUGCUCAAAUGAGUAUCGACGUGCGAAUGUGCAAAGAUUGCCAGCACACGUUGUUCGCUAGAGGCGACUUUGAACGCGAACUAGCCGACAAGCCCAAGGACCAGCGCGCAUAUGAGAACCUUGCUCAGUUCGAAAGAGGCAUUCGACUACUUCUUCCACGCUUCCACAAGCUUUUGCAAGCGUUGCAGGAUCCAGACAAGUCGCCUACGCCGCAGCAGUUGACCGACGCAACCAAGGUACGGAAGCGUUUGAUGGAUGGCUUCGCACAAUUCGAUGUGGCUGCGAAACGAAUACGAGACCUACCUACAGAUUCGCCGACACAACAGAAGCUACAGCGAGCAGUAUACCAACAAGCUUACAGCUUCCUAAGCUUGCACAUGUUGCCCUUACGGUCGUUACCGAAGAUCCUAAAGCAUGCUGCCCCGCAAGGCCGAUCGAACGGAGGCAGUGCUCUCGCCUCUAUCAAGUACAACGACCGCUCUGCCGGCAGUGUCGUGAGCAGUAGCGAGGUUUCCGCAAUGGAAUCAGAAGAGAAGGAGCUGAGGGAACGACUGAUUGUGCUUGAGGAACAGAAGUUUAUGGUGUCAGAGAUGGUUGCCGACGCUACCAAACACCGAAGAUUUGACGAAGUUUCCAGUCUUGCGCAGAACCUGGAAGAUUUGAACAAAGAGAUUGACCAAAUCAAUGGCCAACUUGGACAAUUGGACUUUGCCAGUGCGUACAAUGGAGGGAUGGCUAGUCCACAGCCUGGGUGA
Messenger RNA from Alternaria postmessia, 1992 nucleotides. RefSeq lists its product as uncharacterized. Bases 1 to 1992 code for a protein of 663 amino acids. Lineage: Eukaryota; Fungi; Ascomycota; Dothideomycetes; Pleosporales; Pleosporaceae. The transcript is spliced from 3 exons. The record is from RefSeq and is a predicted model, not a curated record. Gene Ontology annotation, biological process: DNA repair. Gene Ontology annotation, molecular function: DNA binding; metal ion binding.